Engraulis encrasicolus (European anchovy) is the source of this 2323-nucleotide messenger RNA. RefSeq names its product solute carrier family 7 member 4 (gene slc7a4). Gene Ontology annotation, molecular function: amino acid transmembrane transporter activity. The record is from RefSeq and is a predicted model, not a curated record. Gene Ontology annotation, cellular component: plasma membrane. NCBI's taxonomy places the organism in Eukaryota, Metazoa, Chordata, Actinopteri, Clupeiformes, Engraulidae. Gene Ontology annotation, biological process: transmembrane transport; amino acid transport. The transcript has 8 exons. The coding region runs from base 1 to 2091 and encodes 696 amino acids.
AUGGCGAUGAGCUGUGCGCGUGGCUGCUACCCGGCCAGUCUGCGGCUGUGCCACAAGCUGAACCGUCUGAAGACGCUGGAGGCAGACGUGAUGGCCACGUCUCUGAAGCGCUGCCUGUCCACGGCCGACCUGACGCUGCUGGGGGUGGGGGGCAUGGUGGGCUCCGGCCUCUACGUGCUGACGGGCACCGUGGCCAAGGACACGGCAGGACCCGCAGUGGUGCUUUCCUUCCUCAUCGCAGGCAUGGCUUCGCUGCUGGCGGCGCUGUGCUACGCCGAGUUCGGCGCGCGCGUCCCCAAGACCGGCUCGGCCUACAUGUUCACCUACGUGUCGGUGGGCGAGCUGUGGGCCUUCCUGAUUGGCUGGAACGUCAUCCUGGAGUACAUGAUCGGCGGCGCCGCCGUGGCCCGGGCCUGGAGCGGCUACCUGGACUCGGUCUUCGACCACCGCAUCCAGAACUUCACCGAGACGCACGUGAUGCGCUGGGACGUGCCCUUCCUGGCGCACUACCCGGACCUGCUGGCGGCCGGCAUCCUGAUCGUGGCCUCCUUCUUCAUCUCUUUCGGCGUGCGCGUCUCCUCCUGGCUCAACCACAUCUUCUCGGCCGUCAGCAUGGCCGUCAUCGCCUUCGUGCUGGUGUUCGGCUUCGCGCUGGCCGAGCCGCGCAACUGGAGCGCGGCGGAGGGCGGCUUCGCGCCGUUCGGCGUCUCGGGCGUGCUGGCCGGCACCGCCACCUGCUUCUACGCCUUCGUGGGCUUCGACGUCAUCGCCGCAUCCAGCGAGGAGGCGCGCGACCCGCAGAAGGCCAUCCCCAUGGCCACGGCCAUCUCGCUGGGGCUGGCCGCCACCGCCUACGUGCUGGUGUCCACAGUGCUCACCCUCAUGGUGCCCUGGCACUCGCUGGACCCCAGCUCCGCACUGUCCGACGCCUUCUACCGACGAGGGUACCCCACUGCAGGCUCUGUGGUGGCCGUUGGCUCCAUAUGCGCCAUGAACACAGUGUUGCUGAGUAACCUGUUCUCUCUGCCGCGCAUCGUGUAUGCCAUGGCGGAGGACGGCCUGUUCUUCAAGGUCUUCUCGCGCGUCAACCCCGUCACCAAGGUGCCCGUGGUGGCCAUCUUGGUGUUCGGCGGCCUGAUGUCACUCAUGGCACUGCUCUUCGACCUGGAAGCACUGGUGCAGUUCCUGUCCAUCGGCACGCUGCUGGCCUACACCUUCGUGGCGGCCAGCGUCAUCGUGCUUCGCUACCAGCCCGAGCGUAGCCAGCAGCAGGGCUCCGCCGCCCCUCUUGCCCUCCCUCUCCGCCCUCCUCCGCCGAGGCCCACGGACGAGACCUUAACCCUGACCACGCCUGACGGUGGGGAGCUGAAGGAGUACGAGUCCUUCUCGGACAAGCUGCAGCUGGUGGAGCGUGAACCGAGCGAUGGAGGAUGUGGCGGCUCCUCGGGCUACGAGAAACGGCCACAGGGCCACCUCAAGGCGCGCUGGGAGCCGUACCUGGGCCGGGUGCUGUCCCGGUGCGACGUGGGCGAGGCGGUGACGUUUGCGGUGGCGGCGCUGAUGGUGAGCGCGGUGUCCCUGUGCGCCGUGCUGGUGUUUGGCCUGGGGCCUCUCAAGCUGCCCGCCUGGAGUUUCGGCCUGCUCACUGCCGUCUUCAGCCUCGUCUUCCUGCUCAGCCUCGCGCUCAUAUGGGCACACGAGCAGAGGCCCAACCCCAACACCUUCCAGGUUCCGCUGGUGCCCUUCGUGCCUGGUCUCAGCAUCCUCCUCAACGUGUUCCUUAUGCUCAAACUCAGCCCACUGACCUGGAUACGAUUCACUGUCUGGGUUGCUGCAGGUCUUCUGGUGUAUUUCGGCUACGGCAUCCACCACAGCAAGGAGGGUCUGCGGGAGCGGCAGCAGGGGCUGGACGUGGCGGCCCGCUACGUGGUGCUGCCCAGCGGCAGCCUGGUGGAGACGGUGCAGUCCAUCCAGCCAGAGGGGCACGACAACACACACUCACACACGCACACACACACGCAGCCCUCGCCUUCGUCCUCCUCCUCAGCUGCCACCACCACCACCAAUGACCAGCUGCACAACAACAGAUGAGAUCUGCGUGCGUGUGUGCGUGUGAUUGUGUGAUUGUCUGUACAGUAUGUGUGUUGACGUGAGUGUGUGUAUUUUGAAGCAACACAAGAAGCAAGCUAUUUGGUUGUGUGUGUGAUUUUUGUUUUUUGCCUGAUUGUUAAAAGUGUAAUUUAUGGUCUUUGUAAAAGCCUUUUGUACUAUACCUUUCUCUUUCCCGCGCUCACUCUCUCGUCUGUCUCUCGUUGCUCUCUUU